AAAGAAACCAAACAAUAUAUUUUCGUGUGACUCGCCGUGAGUCACGUUUUCGUGGAAAACGUAAGCCUUUUUUUACGAACGAAUCCGAUACGUUCCAUGCUUUUAGGAGCUCACUGUGACGGGCGACGUCACCCCUUAAGCGUAAUCACCAUUUAAGCAUCUGCCUUGCCUGCUCUUUCACUGCCAUUCCCAGCUGUCUCUGUACCUAGCUGAAGCAUCCAGUGAUCACAUCGUUGUGCUCCAUCGAAAGCUCUAGAAGAUGAGCUCACAGAUUUGCAGAUCUGCUGCUUCGCGAGCUGCCAGGUCUCUUCUCUCUUCUUAUUCCAAGCAGAGCUCGCGCUCCAUUUCCGGCGGGCGAGCAGCUGCAGCAGCUACAGCUGUUUCUCUCAGAGGAAUUUUGCCUUCUCUUGCCUUGUAUGGUAGGGAAGAAUCUACAAAUGCCUCUAGAUCUUGGAUUUCAGGGUUUGUUGCUCUUCCCGUAGCAGCUUACAUGCUCCAGGAGCAAGAAGCAUAUGCCGCUGAGAUGGAGCGGACCUUUAUAGCAAUCAAACCCGAUGGAGUGCAAAGAGGCCUGAUUGCAGAAAUAAUAGCUCGUUUUGAGCGGAAAGGAUACAAGCUAGUUGCAAUAAAGGUUUUGAUACCUUCCAAGGAGUUCGCUGAGAAGCAUUAUCAUGAUCUCAAGGAAAGACCUUUCUUUAGUGGCUUAUGUGACUUCCUUAGCUCUGGCCCUGUUGUUGCGAUGGUUUGGGAAGGUGAAGGAGUGAUAAAAUAUGGUCGUAAGCUUAUUGGUGCAACAGAUCCACAAAAAUCGGAACCUGGAACUAUCAGAGGUGACUUAGCCGUUGUAGUUGGAAGGAAUAUAAUCCAUGGCAGUGAUGGCCCGGAGACGGCAAAGGAUGAAAUCGGCCUAUGGUUCAAACCAGAAGAGUUGGUAAACUACACCAGCAAUGCAGAGAAGUGGAUUUAUGGUGUGAACUGAUUCACCAACGCAUAAAAGCACUUCGCUUGCGGUUGAAUAAUUAUAAUUAUCAUAAUAAGAUGUUUCCUUUAAGGUUCGGAACAUCUUCCCUCAAACCACGCUUUAUAGGAAGUAUUGUUAUAGAUAGAAAUUGUUUUAUUCUAAAUAUAUAUUUUGGCAAACUACUAUGAAACUUUGCCGUACUCUUAAAAUUCAUCAAUAAUAAUACAUUCUUAUACGCCUGGGUUUGCCAG
Molecule: messenger RNA, 1212 nt
Organism: Cuscuta europaea
Lineage: Eukaryota; Viridiplantae; Streptophyta; Magnoliopsida; Solanales; Convolvulaceae
Source: the annotation of a GenBank genome assembly